Molecule: messenger RNA, 3745 nt
Organism: Uloborus diversus
Lineage: Eukaryota; Metazoa; Arthropoda; Arachnida; Araneae; Uloboridae
Product: zinc finger protein GLIS3-like
Exons: 10
Coding region: 1-3414 (1137 amino acids)
Biological process (GO): regulation of transcription by RNA polymerase II
Cellular component (GO): nucleus
Molecular function (GO): DNA-binding transcription factor activity, RNA polymerase II-specific; RNA polymerase II cis-regulatory region sequence-specific DNA binding
Source: RefSeq, a predicted model, not a curated record
AUGGGACGCCUUGCUUGUAUGGAGCAAUCGGAGCCCGGAAAAAGACCAGAAGACAGUCGCUACUUUCCAGCAUAUCAAGGCCGCCACUCCUCUUUGUACCCGAGCGGGACUUCUAGCAUUCCACUGCAAGUGCACAACAACCCCUCCGACGUCUCGCUGCCUCGCGUCGCUGCUUUCGAUCCGCGGUCUCGUUUGCCAGAAGGACAACGCUGCGCCUCAUCCUUCGCUGGAAUACCAUCCUUGGAGCAGAGAGCUAGAUCAUCGUAUCGGGAAUCAUCUUUCUCACCAUCCUGCGCGUCCGAAGUCAAAGAAGUUCGGAGCUCUGCCGUGUCUCCCAACCUCAGACUUCCACCCAUCCUCUCGACCAAGUCCUCCUCAGCACCGGAUACCAUCAGCAUGGCGCCCAACAAUGUCCUCCCGAUGGCACCAGUGGCAUUCAGCGGAUACCAGGAGGAUCACAGUAAAGCUUCGCUCUUGGACAUGAAGUUGGCUUACGAAAAUAUGAUGGUCAGCUAUUUCAUGCCACAAACCAUCAAAUCUGAAAAUGCUCCCAUUCCAAACAAACAGCUACCAGGACAAAUACCAGCAGAACAAAAUGAAGCUUACGUCCCAUGUGGUUAUGUUGGAGGUUAUCCUAUUACAUCCAUGAAUGAACUCGUCAAGAACUGUCCUUGCGAUGACGAUUACUGUGUCUUACAAAAUAUUACUUCGAAUAAUAACUUUCAGAAAGGGCAUCAGAAAACCAGUUCCGAGAACAAAUCAUGUGACAUCAGAAAACAAUUCAUUGGAAGUGCUUGUGGGAGGCAGCUAACUACGCAGCAGUCAAGUGUUAAUCAUCAUACUGCAAUGGACGUAACACCCUCAGGCUGCACAGUGCUAGACCGAGGCAAUAUCCCUCCAUACCACCAGACAACUUUGAACUCUACAAAUGGCGGCCAGGUAUUCUCAGAACAAAAGUGUUCCGACUCAUCCGUUAUCGUUCCAUCAGAAUCAUCAAAUGCAAUUCCAUCCUCCGCGGCGCAAGCGUCAAUGUCAGCAGGCGAGGACCAAACUUCAACUUCUGGCGACGUAUCUGCAGUACUAAACGAACUAUCGCUGCUCAUGCCACCGCAGCACAGUGAACAAUUAAGUGGUGUUUAUCAAGCCAACAACAUCACGACUUCCUUUUCAUCUGCGACAACAGCAACUUUUGUAAAUACUACAUCAUCGGUAAAAAAUUCCGUGUCAAACUAUCAGUACCAAAACAGAUCUGAUUCAACGUGGGGUCGAUUUUCAGUUUUGCCUCCCGUCAUGUCCAGUGCCACGCCCUUAGGAGGAUGUCAACACGACGGGGAUAACAUCUCCGUUCUAAGUUACAACGCUUUCCCAAACAACGCACAAAAUUCUCCACAGAUGGGGAUGUAUUAUACUCCAUUUUCGCCAUUUUCUGUAAAUUUUCCUGACAAUAUCUCUUCGGCUUUAGCAUCAAGUCCGCGCUAUUCUGGACGAUCGUCCUAUUCUGGCAAAGGAUCUCGCAACAAAAGAGCUUUAUCGAACUCUCCAUUAUCCGCAGAAGGCAUCGAUUUGAACUCCAUCAUCAGAAUGUCGCCCACAUCACUCAUCGCAUACAUCAACGGUUCGCGUAGUUCAUCCUCAUGUGUUUCUCCCGGUUCUGCUGGUGACAGAACUGGUUGCUACGGGCAUUUAUCCGCGAGAAACAGCAGUUCCAGUCCCAAUUCCGGAUCCAACUCGUCCAGCAACAGGCGGAGUACGUCAUACACGCCGCAAACCGCCACCCCAGGGAUGAGCAACAGUCGCAGCAAUCCCAGCAACGGGACAAGCGACAACAGCAACGUCUCAGAGGCUUGUUGCAGCAACGAAAACAUCAAAAACGAUUACAUGGCGAUGGACGACAGUCUGCUAGUCAUGCAAGCCAUGCAAGAGCUGGAAGCAGGAGCAGCGAUGGUCGGCAAUGGUAAUACCGGUUUUCCCUUCUGCAGCAACAUGAUGAUGCACCAAAUGAUACCUGAAUCCGAGAAUCUCCAAGUAUUACCACAAGACAUCGCCGCUUUCACGACAGAAGACUUCAUUCCUUUCAUUCCGUCUGUCCUCCCACCAGUACACACUCAUUUGCAAUCUCACUAUCCGCCGGCUUCAUCUCAACCCCUGCAGACUGUAAGUCACAACAAGCCACCUCCGACGUACGACCAGCAUAUGGCUAGGAAAGCGACUUUGCAGAAAAACAGUUCUUCCGAAAGCAGCCAACCUUCGAACUCUUCCAGUUUCGAGAGUUCCGAAGGUGACAAGACGGUCGCUGGCAGCGGUACGGAUACAGAGACGAAUCGCAUGUACGCUUGUAGGUGGCUGGAGUGCACUGCGGUGUUUCAGGACCAAGACGAGUUCGUAACGCACAUUGAGAAAGCUCACAUUGACCAGAAGAAAGGUGACGAGUUUGUUUGUUACUGGAAGCUCUGCCCUCGUCGACUUCAUCCAUUCAACGCCAGGUACAAGCUGCUAGUCCACAUGAGGGUUCAUUCGGGAGAUAAACCUAACAAAUGCACGUAUGCAGGGUGUAAAAAGGCUUUCUCGAGACUGGAAAACUUGAAGAUUCACCUGCGGUCCCAUACUGGGGAGAGGCCUUACUCUUGCACAUACCCGGGCUGCACGAAGACCUUCAGCAAUUCUUCAGAUCGAACGAAGCAUCAGAAAACACAUCAUGACACGAAACCUUACGUUUGUCAAGUUGCUGGUUGCGGGAAACGGUACACAGAUCCAAGUUCUCUUCGGAAGCACGUCAAGAAAAGUCAUCCUGACAAGAAAGAGCCAGAUCGAAAAAAGAUUCGAGGUGGAGCUGAAGAAAUGGAUCCCAAAGACCUGAACGAGUGCCUGAUGAUCCAAGCGAUCAAGCCAAUCAGCUUGUGCGACGCCUCCCCUCCAGAGCCGACAGAUAGCGGGCUGGGCCGAUCCCCGAGGAGCUCACAGCCAGGAUCUUCUUCGGAUCACUACCCAGGUUUAAUCUACACCGGUGAAGCCCCAGGUCGAAGCGAGACAGCCCAAGGAAGCAGUUGCCACACGUCACCAUCUAGUCAUCACAGCAGUCCUCCAGUUCAAAUAGAGCGCGACAAGCUACCGGCGAACAACAACAGUCUUCGUGUUCCAGUCCUCCCGCCCAUCACGCCAGUGCCUCCACAAAAGCAAGGCCUCGGUGUCCACAUUCAUGGACAUGCGUCAAAAAUGCGCACAUCGCCAAAUGCUCCAUCCGUGAUACCACGUGAAUUCGACGGUAGGGGAGGUUCAACUCUAUUGCAAGAUCCCCUCCAUCACGUGACUGGCGUUUACUCGUCCUGUUCGGGGAGAUCCGGAUACAAAUCCACCGAUUUGACGAUUCCAUCAAUUUUGAACCCACCUUCGAGGUAUGAAAAGGAACACUCUUGAUAGCGUUCUAAGAAGAGGAAAUUUAGACGAAGCGCAAAAGAUACUGCUGGACAGAAUUUUGCCGCUGAAAUGGAAUGACGACGAAGGACGAAGAAAAAAAUUCGCCCUCCAAAGACUUUUAUGCACAAUAUACAGUUCGUCAAAAGGGAUCAAAAUAGAACUAUUUUAUAAUAAAGAGCUUUGAAACUUAAUUAUCAGCUGUAUUUAAUUUUUAUUCAUCAGAUGUAAUAGUCUAAAGCUCACGUUCAUCGAACUGUUUUUUACAGUGUGCCCAUAAUUGUUAUACCAUAGUUUUACAUUGGUAAUACGAAACAUUAUUGGAAACGUUGAG